Molecule: messenger RNA, 1410 nt
Organism: Harpia harpyja (harpy eagle)
Lineage: Eukaryota; Metazoa; Chordata; Aves; Accipitriformes; Accipitridae
Gene: SERPINA10
Product: serpin family A member 10
Exons: 4
Coding region: 66-1391 (441 amino acids)
Biological process (GO): blood coagulation; negative regulation of endopeptidase activity
Molecular function (GO): serine-type endopeptidase inhibitor activity
Source: RefSeq, a predicted model, not a curated record
UUUUUUUUUUCUUUCUCCAUUUUCUUUACUAGAAAAAAAAAAAGAGCUCAUUACUGGAUGUCAACAUGAAAACAGGAAUUUACCUACUUCUCUUAAGUGAAAUGUGUGUUGAAAUCAUCAAGGCUGGCAUCAAACCUAAAAUUCCAAAGAAGGAAAAAGAGAGUAAUUUCUUGGAAAGAAAUAAAAAUGUCAAUAUUUCUGAAGAGUGGCAUUAUCGUAAAAAUAUCUCUAAGCCUAUUGAAGACCAAGGUCUUGAAGAGUUCACACUUCACAACUUUACUGAAAAGACUGCAAAUUUUGGAUUUAACCUCUACAGAAAAAUUGCAAUGACACAUGAUAAUAAUGUAAUCAUUGCUCCCCUUUCUGUAUCAGCUCUCAUGACUGCAUAUAUGCUGGCAGCCAAAGGGGAAACACACAGACAAAUAGUAAAAGGUCUAGACCUCCAUGCUUUGAAGGACAGAGUGGAUCGCCAUCAUUUACCAGCUUUGUUUAAACAACUGAAAGAUAACAUCACAAUGAAUGAAGAACUUCUCCUUGUGCAAGGUACUCUUUCUUUUAUCCAAAAGGACUUCAGACUCAAGGAGUCUUUCCUCAAUUUAUCUAAGCAGUACUUUGAUAUGGAAUUCCUGAGAGUGGACUUUCAAAACUUCACACAGGCAAAACGUGUCAUAAAUCAAAACAUAAACAAAAGGACCAAAGGAAAAAUUCCAGACCUUUUUGAAGAGCUUGACCGCCAUAAUAAACUGCUACUUGUGGACUACAUUGUCUUUAAAGGCAAGUGGGUCUAUCCAUUUAAUUCCGAAUUCACAGAAAUUGAGACUUUCCACAUAAACAAAUACAGAAGCGUACAGGUACCCAUGAUGUUCAAGUCAGAUAAAGUUAAUUCAACUUUUGAUGAGAAUUUAAGAUGCACUGUGAUAAAGCUACCCUACAAAGGGAAAGCCCACAUGCUGAUUGUCAUCCCAGAAAAAGAGGGAGAUUACAUUUCAAUUGAAGACCAUUUGACUACAGAGCUUGUGGAAUCCUGGCUUGGAAACAUGAAAACCAGCAGAAAAGUGGAUAUUUCAUUUCCAAAGUUCAAACUAGAGCAAAAAUACAAAAUGAAGAAAUUGCUUCAUGCUCUUGGAAUUAAAAAUCUCUUUACACGUACAGCAGAUCUUAGUCAUCUCACAGAUCAAGGAUAUGUAGCAGUUUCACAGGUUGUCCAAAAGGCAGUAAUUGAAGUGGAUGAAGAAGGAACUGAGGCCACAGCAGCUACUGGGUCAGAAAUAACUGCAUUCACAGUGCCUCCUGUCAUCAAAGUGGACCGACCGUUCCUUUUUAUGAUUUUUGAAGAAACUUUUAAAACAUUACUCUUCAUUGGCAGGGUGGUUGAUCCAACAGAAAUGUGAAUAAAGGUAUCAGUUUCUA